Messenger RNA from Carassius carassius (crucian carp), 1397 nucleotides. Its product is annotated as terminal nucleotidyltransferase 5A-like. NCBI's taxonomy places the organism in Eukaryota, Metazoa, Chordata, Actinopteri, Cypriniformes, Cyprinidae. The transcript is spliced from 2 exons. Gene Ontology annotation, molecular function: poly(A) RNA polymerase activity; RNA binding. The record is from RefSeq and is a predicted model, not a curated record. Gene Ontology annotation, biological process: mRNA stabilization. Bases 161 to 1342 code for a protein of 393 amino acids.
UUAUCUGGAUUCUUUUGCUUUGAUAAAAUUUUUUAUAACUCACGCUUUGAAACCGAUUUGACGUUCUACUCCUAAACCGAAAUAACCGGAGGUCAUAUAGCCGGGGCAUCCAGCAGACAUCCACCGAGCAGACGCGAGUCUUCACCAGACUGAGCUCGCCAUGUCCUCCGCGGAUGAGUCGGAGCAGAGCCGGCGCUGCUGUGUUCUGUCGUGGGAGCAGGUGCAGCGUCUGGACUCCAUCCUGGGAGAAUGUGUCCCGAUCCACGGCCGAGGAAACUUCCCAACACUCUCCGUUCAGCCACGGCAUAUCGUGCAGGUGGUGCGUGCUCGUCUGGAGGAGCGAGGCGUUGUGGUGCGUGAUGUGAAGCUGAAUGGCUCAGCUGCCAGUUAUGUGCUCCACCAGGACACUGGACUGGGCUACAAAGAUCUUGACCUGAUCUUCGGUCUGAGUCUGACCGAUGACAGGACCUUCCGUCUGGUGAAGGACGUGGUCCUGGACAGCCUCCUGGAGUUCCUGCCCGCCGGCGUGAGCCGGGACCGCAUCAACGCCCUGACCCUGAAGGAAGCGUACGUGCAGAAGCUGGUGAAGGUUUGCAAUGACACGGACCGCUGGAGCCUCAUCUCACUUUCAAACAACACUGGCAAAAACGUGGAGCUAAAAUUUGUGGAUUCCCUGCGACGGCAGUUUGAGUUCAGUGUGGACUCUUUUCAGAUCGGCUUGGACUCGCUGCUGCUUUUCGACCGCUGCUCCGAGACACCCAUGUCCGAGAGUUUCCAUCCCACUGUGCUUGGAGAGAGCAUGUUUGGAGACUUUAAAGAAGCGUUGGGACACCUACAUGCCAAAAUCAUCGCUACGCACAGUCCGGAAGAGAUCCGUGGUGGCGGGCUCUUGAAAUACUGCCACCUGCUGGUAAGAGGUUUCCGUCCAGCGUCUGAGACGCAGAUGAAGACGCUCCAGCGCUACAUGUGCUCACGUUUCUUCAUCGACUUCCCAGACAUCAAUGAGCAGCAGAGGAAGCUGGAGGCGUACCUGCAGAACCACUUUAACGGCAUGGAGCACAAAAGGUAUGAUUGCCUCGUGACUCUCCAUCGUGUGGUAGAUGAAAGCACCGUGUGUCUCAUGGGCCACGAGCGGAGGCAGACGCUCAUGCUCAUCUCCUCUCUGGCACUACGUGUGCUGGCCGAACAGAACGCGAUUCCUGCACUGUCUAAUGUUACGUGUUACUACCAACCGGCGCCCUACGUCAGAGACGUCAACUUCAGCAACUAUUAUGUAGCACAUGUGCAUUCGCCCAUUUCUGCCUGUAACAACUCCUAUCAGACAUGGCUGCCUUGUAGCUGAGCUAUAAAAGGACGAAAACACUGCUGAGGAAUAUUUGCAGUUUUCAGAUGAUGUU